Messenger RNA from Zootoca vivipara (common lizard), 7035 nucleotides. It is a transcript of the gene CC2D2A, whose product is annotated as coiled-coil and C2 domain containing 2A. Gene Ontology annotation, cellular component: ciliary transition zone. The record is from RefSeq and is a predicted model, not a curated record. Gene Ontology annotation, biological process: non-motile cilium assembly; protein localization to ciliary transition zone. NCBI's taxonomy places the organism in Eukaryota, Metazoa, Chordata, Lepidosauria, Squamata, Lacertidae.
GGAAGCCGUCUCCGGCCCGCCCCGCGGUCUCCGGGGGAACGGCGGGCCGCGCCAUGGAGCCGGGCGCGCGCUUCCUCCGGUCUGGCGCGGCCCACGGGGGCCGUCAGAAAUGACGCUUCCGCCGCACGUUGGCAGGGGAAAGAGGUGUCCAAGCUACAGGGAGAAGACAAGCAGUGCCUAAGAGAUAGGAGGCCCAGUGAGAGGGACACACUAUGGCAGCUACCAGUGACCCGUCACCACGCAGCCUGCCUCCAGCUCCCUGCACCUCGGGGACAAGCUUUGCAGAAUUUUCCAUGAGAGAGCGAAUGAGAGAGAAACUGAAAGCUGCACGGUCUAAAGCAGAAAGUGCUCUUCUGCAGGAAGCUUCAGGUCUUCAUCUGCGGUCCCUGAAAAGCCUCAGAGAGAGGAAAGAACAAACUAGUUUGGAGAAUGAGGUAGAUGAAAGUGAACUGAGUGCAACAGAAGAGAAUAAACGCAAGGUGUCAGCAAGAGUAAAGUUCCAUGAUUCUGUCAGAAAAGUCCAGCAAAAAUCACAGACUAGUUAUCCUUCUUCUGAAGAAGCCUAUAAUUUCUUCACUUUCAAUUUUGGUCCUGAACCAGAAAGUGUUAUGGGUGAAAUGCAAAACAAGACUGAGGGUGUGUUGAAUAUAGAUGGCAAGGAGAGGGAAAAUCAGGAAUCUACACUCAGCCCCCGAGAAGAACAAGAAGAAAAUGAAAUGGAAGAAGAGGAGCAUCUUGUUCAUGAAAAAGAGGAUGAUGACCUAUUCCUUAUAGAACACACAGCCCCGGACUUCCUAGUGACUAGACCUGCAGAAUAUGAAAGCUACUCUGUACGCGUGCAGAGAGAGAGAGAAAUAUUGUUCAUCCCAAGUAUGCUAAGAGUGCCUGCCUCUCUGAAGGUACCAGAAAAUAUGCAGCCAAGGUACCUUGAAGAUGAAGGUCUGUAUACAGGAGUGCGUCCUGCUGUGUCACUGUCAAACCAAAAUAUUGUAGAGAACAGGAUUCUCAAGCAGGAACAGGGGAAAAGGUGGUUUGGAGAUGAUGGCCAGAUUCAGGCUUUGCCCAAUCCAGUUAAACAGUCUCUUACUAGACCUCCAAUAUUCCCAGUGGAGGACGGUAAAGAACCAGAGCUGGUGACAUUUUAUAAAAAGGCCAUAAAAAUGAGGCUCGCUAAUCAGUACAUUGUCGGAUCCGGGGACCCUCAGGGGCAGUUUCAGCUGGAUGUUGAUAUUUCUGGAUUAAUAUUCACUCACCACCCCUGCUUUAGCCGUGAACAUGUCUUAGCAGCUAAGCUGGCUCAGUUGUAUGAUCAGUAUCUGUCAAGGAGACAGAAAAAUACUUCCAAACUUCUUACAGAUAAGCUACGUGCUCUGAGGAAUGCCUUAGAGAAUAUUUCAGAUCCUGGUGAAGGUGGGAUCCUUAAUCCAGUAACAAAACAAAGCAGAACUGAAUACAAGAUUGAAAUAAGGCAAACAAGACGACUUCGUGAUGUUGAGCAAGAAAGAGAUCGGACAUUGCUUAAGGCCAUUAUCAAAGUUUGGAAAGAAAUAAAAUCCCUGCGUGAUUUCCAGAAGUUCACUAACACCCCCCUGAAGCUCUACCUGAGGAAGGAGGAUGUUGAUCAAAGGUUGGAUGAGAAGACAUAUGAAGCAGAAAUUCAGGCUGAAAUAUCUGAGUUAAUAGAAGAAAACAUUGAAGAGUAUGAAAAGAAAAUGGAAGAAUAUAAAACUGAACUUCAAGAGUGGAAAUCUUGGAAGAAGGCACAGAAAAUCAGAAAGAAGAAGAAGAAGAAAACAAGCCCAAAUGCAGAUGAUGAAGCAGAAGGAGAAGAAGCAUCCGAGUGUGUGGAAGGGGAACGUAUGAAACCUGUUCCUCCUCCGCCCGCAGUUGACAGGUUGGAGGUGGAACAGGAGGUUCGAGAGAGAGCUGCUAAGAUUAGAAGGAAACCAGGAGAAUCCAUUCUAAUUCCUGAGUUGAGCUUGACGGGGAGCGUCACUCCAAACGAGCUUUGUCCUAGGGCGGAGGUUUCAAGACGCGAAGAUGUAAAGAAGCGUUCGCUGUUCCUAAAAGUCCUUUUCAAUUCAAAAGAGGUGUCAAGAACAGUGUCCCGGCAGAUGAGCUCAGACUUUAGAGUUCAUUUUGGGCAGAUUUUCAAUUUGCAAAUAUUCAACUGGCCAGAGAGUUUGAAGCUGCAGCUCUAUGAAACCGUUGGGCUCGGCAGUACUAACUUGUUGAUGGAAGUGUUCAUACCAGUCCCUGAGACUACGGUUCUUACUGGGAGAGCUCCUGUGGAAGAAAUGGAAUUCAGCAGCGACCAGCGUGCGCAACUGGACCAUGAAGGCGUGGGAAGCGGUGUACCGUUUUCAUUUGAAGCUGAUGGCAGUAAUCAAAUGAUUUUAAUGACCUCAGGCAAGGUGUCCUGCAGUGUUUCCUGGGCUGUUGGAGAAAAUGGGAUACCCUUAAUUCCACCAGCAUCACAGAAGAACGCUGGAUUCUCAAGUGCUUUAAAGAAUAUUGAUGCCAUUGCAUCAAUCGGCACAUCGGGGUUGACUGACAUGAAGAAACUUGCCAAGUGGGUAGGAGAGGCAAAGCUGGAUCCAAAUGACCCAAGUAAUGCUGCUCUGAUGCAACUCAUAAAGGUUGCUACGAGCGGUGAUGCUUCUGUUCCCGAUUUCUUCAGGCUGGAGCAGCUGCAGCAAGAAUUUAAUUUUGUUUCUGAUGAGGAGUUUGACAGAUCUAAAAGAUUCCGGCUUCUGCAGCUCAGAAACAGCGAAGUGGCUGAGUUUCGAAGUUAUAAGUGCGUCCCAUUGCUGGAAAGAGAAAUCAGUGAAAGAAUCUUCCAGGAGUACGAGAAAAGAUUGCGCGAGAGGGAUGUUGUUGAUACUAAAGACCAUCUGGAUGCACACAGAGCAUUAGUUGCAAAGUACCUCCAAAAGGUUAGGGAAUCAGUCAUUAACCGAUUUCUGAUUGCAAGGCAUCAUUUUCUCCUUUCCGAUCUGGUCAAUGAAGAUGAAAUCCCUACUCUUGGCAUUUUGGGACUCAGCCUGUUUAAAUUGGCGGAGACAAAAAGACCCUUAAAACCAAGACGAAAGGAGAGGAAAAAAGUAGCUGUGCAAAAUCUCUCAGAUGGUGACAUAAAACUCUUGGUGAACAUCAUUAGAGCUUAUGAGAUUCCCAUUAGAAAGCCUGUUGGGAGCAAGCUUCAGCAGCCAUCUAAAUCUUCAUGGUCCUUCAAUGAGAUGUUUGCUGCUUCUGCCCCUCCACAGAGCCCAACCCACAGCAUAGACUGGGCCUUUAAUCAGGUCUUAGUCCGACCUUUUGUAGAAGUUUCUUUUCAGCGAACGGUUUGCCGAACAACCACUGCUGAAGGACCAAACCCAAACUGGAAUGAGGAGCUUGAACUUCCAUUUAGAGCCCCUAAUGGUGAUUACAGCACCUCCAGCUUGCAGUCAGUGAGGGAUGAUAUCUUCAUUAACAUUUUUGAUGAAGUAUUGUACGAUGUCCUGGAGGAUGAUCGUGAAAGAGAAUCCGGCGGAGUUCAUACGCAUGUCGAGAAGCACUGGCUUGGUUCUGUUCGGAUUCCAUUUACAACCGUAUAUUUUCAAGCAAGGAUAGAUGGUACGUUUAAGGUAGAUAUUCCUCCGGUUCUUCUUGGAUACAGUAAGGGGAAAAAUCUUGGAAUUGAAAGAGCCUAUGAUUCCAUUCGAAAUCCGAGUGAAGGAUCAUAUCUAUCACUGUUUAUUACUAUUGAACCUCAGCUCAUUCCUGGAGAAUCAGUUCGUGAAAAGAUGAAUGAAAUGCUUAAGAAGUUCGACACCCAGGAAGACGAACAACUUCUCCAAGCGGCUGAGAGAUACCAAGCUGACUGUGCGCUCAAGUUUCCAAGUCGCCAUUGCCUGACUACUGUAAUUGACAUCAAUGGGAAAACAGUCUUCAUUACUCGGUACAUCAAACCUCUGAACCCACCAGACGAACUCCUACGGGUUCAUGUCGACAAUCCCCAAGAAACGUCAGAGUUGGUGGCCCGCUAUGUUGCCUUGAUUCCUUUCCUACCUGACAGUGUAUCAUUUGCUGGAAUCUGCGACUUGUGGAGUACAUCAGAUCAAUUCCUUGAUCUUUUGGCUGGAGAUGAAGAAGAGCACGCUGUACUCUUGUGCAAUUAUUUUCUUGCUCUUGGCAAAAAGGCCUGGCUUUUAAUUGGAAGUGCUAUUCCCGAGGGACCAACCGCAUAUGUGCUCACUUGGGAACAGAAUCAGUAUGUGAUCUGGAAUCCAAGUUGUGGCCGUUUUUAUGGACAGUAUGAUGCUUUCUGCCCCUUGCAGAGUGUGGGCUGCCUCAUUUCCUGUGACAAUGUUUGGUUCAAUAUUCAACAAUAUGAUUCUCCACUAAGAAUAAACUUUGAUGUCAGCAAACCAAAAUUCUGGAAACCAUUUUUUUCAAGAAGUUUUCCAUUUCCUGGUCUCUCCAGUGUGCAGCCUGACGAACUAGUCUAUCAACGGGUGGACAAGACAGCUGCCCUAGAACUACAGAACAGACUUGAGAAGAUACUGAAAGAAAAGAUCAUGGGAUGGAGGCCAAGACACUUGACACGCUGGAACAGAUACUGCACCUCUACCCUUCGACACUUCUUACCUCUGCUGGAAAAAAAUCAAGGCAAAGAUGUAGAGGAUGACCAUCAGGCGGAAUUACAGAAGCAACUAGGAGAUUACAGGGUGUCAGGAUUUCCUAUCCACAUGGCAUAUUCAGAAGUUACACCUUUAGUGGAGGCAGUAUAUAGUACCGGAGUUCAUAGCAUUGAUGUUCCAAACAUAGAGUUUGCAUUAGCUGUGUAUGUUCAUGCAUACCCUAAAAAUAUUCUUUCAGUGUGGAUUUAUGUUGCUUCACUGGUUCGUAAUAGGUAAGAGUUACUCAGACUUACUAAUGAAUUUAAAUACAAGUAAAAGGUAUCAUCUUAUGAUUUUGUAUUAAACUCUGGAUCAUUAAAAUGUGCAGAUUAAAAUGCUGGAAGGAGUCUCUUAAUUUGAUCAGUUUUCUGCAAUGCCCCAUUAAAGUUGUAUAAAACCUUUCAGCUCCAGCCACACUGGAAAUCAUGUGCUCAAAACCCUUGAAGCCACGCUGUGCUAUGUAUUCACAAUUAGGCAGAGCAGCGUUGCAGAUUAUUUUCCUGUGAUUAAGAAUUGCCAUAGCAAAGCCAGGCGGCAGAAAACACUUGCUUACCUCUGCUAAGGAAAUGCCUCAGAUGUUUAAAUUCCUCCUGACAUACUGCCAUGUCUGUAUGGGUUACUCACUCAUCAACUUGACAUGUGAAAUGCUCUAUGAAGUCAAGGUAGCUAUCAGAGGCGUCCUUCCCAUAGGGGUUAGUGGCUCAUUGCGCCAGGGCGCCGGCCUCUCAAGGGGUCCCCAGCAUUGGCGGGGCGCAACAAGCCACUAAGUCCUAAGGCUCGUCCUCCUCCGCCACCUCCUCUCCCUCGGCCAUGGGAAUCUCCAUUUCACAUCGGGCCUGCGCCAUCUCCUCGCUGGCGAUCCUGGCUCCUGCGCCCAGUUGCUGCUGCUUGAUCUCCUCGGGACCCUGCCCUGGGACCUGCGUGGCUUCCCGGCACGGGCUUGAGCUGCGCGAACACAGGCUCCUCAAGUCCCAGGCGGGCACUCAUGCUCAGCACCCGCAUAGCCAUGCGGAAGGCGUGCCUUGGUGCGAAAGCGGCAGGACGCACAGAAUGGAGGCUUGCCUCUCUCACUCCCGCCCAACAGCAGCGCGCAUGAGGCUCCCAAGCUGCGGGAAUCCCUUGCCCGCCAAGCUGCUGUCGCCUGAGGGAGCGGCGGGAGCAGUGGUGGCGGGAGCGGCUCCUGAGGGGCCUCCUCCACAUCAUCGGUGCCCGCUGCCCCACCAACAACACUCCCGGGGCACAGGCAGCGGCGUGGCAACCGCCUCCUGCUCCUCGAGCCGCUGGGCAGCAACGGGAGCACCAGCAGCAGGCUACAGUCAGGCAGCCCCAACGGCGCCCUCCGCCCCAGGCUAAAUUUUGGGAAAGGGAGGGAGCGCCAGAGGGACCUUUGUGCCACAGCACUGGAUGUGCUUAAGACGGCCCUGGUAGCUAUUGUGUCGGUCUGACAGCUUAUUUUCACUGCCCCCAUAUGGCAGUAUCAGCACAGAAAAGGUAUUUGCCUAGUCCUGGCAGCAGUCUGAAGUAAAACAAAUUCCUGCCCCCUCCCCCAAAUCAAGGAACAUCUUAAUAUUUUCUACCCAGGGCCUCUGAUGCACAAAGUGAAUGCUGCUUUAGCUGGAACACAGCUAAAAAGUAACAGGGCAGGCAUAUGAUUUCUACAUGCAGAAAGUUUGAUAAUAAGGACUAUUUAAAGAUGCUACACCAGAGGUGGGACCAAUCUGUCUACUGGUUUAACACUUUCUGUGCCACAUAUACCUUUCCUGUUUAUAUGCUAACAAUUAAAAUAUACAAUAUACAAAAUAUACAAAAUUAAAGAGAUGGGAUGAAACGUCUGUUAUUGUCCCUAAAUUUCAUUCCAGUUGUGGCAGAAAGUUUUGUGCAAAUUCAUCUUCAGCUUAAUGUCAUACACAGUUUGAGAGCUCUCGUUUACUUGAUGUGCAGUUACUCAUAGUGCAGCAGUACAGUCUGACCAUGUCUUGUGCAGAGGUUCCAUUCCUGGGGUAAAACAUAUAGGGGAAAGCAUGUAUACUCAAACCACCCCCCUGGAACCAUUGUGCAAGCAUGCUUACCUUUCCAGAGCCGUGCACUGAGUAGGCCCAAAAAAUGCAGGGGAGAACUUUGUUUGGCCACAAACACUGGUUUUGCUCUUCUCCUGGGAUGCUCUUGUGAGAGCACUGCAGAGCCUGAUAAGCAAUGCAGAGAGCUUAAAAACUUUCUGCACCUAAAAAACUCUGCGCUAAAAGAACUUUUAAGCUGUCUUCUUCCAGGCAUUUAUGUGAUUUCAACCAACCUUCAACUGUGUUAAGUUGAAAUUCACAUGUUAAACACGUGUAAGUUGUGGCCAGACUGCAUUAAAAAGUUUAACUUUCAA